Messenger RNA from Humulus lupulus (European hop), 1098 nucleotides. Its product is annotated as probable transcription factor At5g61620. NCBI's taxonomy places the organism in Eukaryota, Viridiplantae, Streptophyta, Magnoliopsida, Rosales, Cannabaceae. Gene Ontology annotation, biological process: response to gibberellin; response to auxin; response to ethylene. Bases 170 to 1030 code for a protein of 286 amino acids. The transcript is spliced from 3 exons. Gene Ontology annotation, molecular function: DNA binding. The record is from RefSeq and is a predicted model, not a curated record.
CACCCUCAUUCGUAUUAAAGCUAUAGGUCGUAGUAGUGACUCAGACUCAGUACAUAAAACUACUCAUUAGUAAUUAGAGCUUUAUUCUCUCUCUCUUCUUUCUCUUCUUUGUUGUGUAUUAUCAGCUAAGGCCUUGUUUGGUGAGCCAGAAAAGAAAAAGGGUUUGGAUAUGGGAAUAGUUAGAAAAUGUUCGCAUUGUGGAGAAAUAGGUCACAAUCUAAGGACCUGUAGUAGUCGAAGAAGACCAUCUUCUUCAUUUUCAUCUUCCUUACAGCUCAUGGUUCCCGGCGGUGACCGUAGCACGACUCGGCUCAGGCUCUUCGGAGUCCACUUAUCUUCUUCUUCUAAUAAUAAUAAUAAUAAUUCUUGUAUGGAGUUUUUGUUUUCGUCUUCGUCGUCUUCGUCUUCUUCUAUAGCUACUGUAGUCGACGAUUUUACAGAGAAGAAGAAUGAGUUUUCUGAUGAUAAUGGUUAUCAAAGAAAAAGAUCCAAGAAAGCAACAGGCAUGGCAUGGAGUGCGGAAGAGCACAAGAGGUUCUUAAUUGGGUUAGAAAAGCUUGGAAGGGGAGAUUGGAGAGGCAUCUCCAACAAAUUUGUUCCCACAAGAACUUCUACUCAAGUGGCCAGCCAUGCUCAAAAAUUCUUCAUUCGACACGCCAAUACUCACGAUACUCAUCAUCAUCGUUCCAGUCUCUUAGAUGUUGGUGGUGGAAAUUUUUUUUGUAAGCGAGCUGCGAAAUGUGAUGAAACUACCAUUGGUGAGGAUGUUGAUCCAUUGUUGGUGGGAUUUUCAUCAAAGAUUACUACUAAUAAUAAUAUUGUUAAUACUCAAAUGGUGGAUGCUAAUUCAAAAAUCAACCAUUUAGAGAGGCCAAUAUUGAUGAUUAAUCAACAUGAUCAAUAUCAAUAUCAAUAUCAUCACCAUCAUCAUGAACAUGAUCACUCAUCAUCAUCAUCAUCACUUCUGGCUGUUCCAACUACAGUAGCUCCUGAUUUAGAGCUCAAACUUGGAGCUCCAAAGCAUAAUUAAUGUGUUAUUUAUAUAUAUAUACAUAUUCAUAGAGAACAAUUACAACGCAUCUUUCUUUUUUUUUGCAA